Molecule: messenger RNA, 732 nt
Organism: Chlorella variabilis
Lineage: Eukaryota; Viridiplantae; Chlorophyta; Trebouxiophyceae; Chlorellales; Chlorellaceae
Exons: 6
Biological process (GO): root hair cell development
Molecular function (GO): glycosyltransferase activity
Source: RefSeq, a predicted model, not a curated record
GUCCAGCGCAUCGAGGGCCUGACCAACUGGCUGAUUGUGGCCAUUGACGAGCGGCUGGCAGCCUACUGCAAGGAGAAGGGCAUCAACCACUACUACCGCCCUGUGGUGAUCCCCGACUCCCAGAAGGACACGGGCAGCAACCACGCCAUCUCUGCCAUGAAGUACGAAAUCAUCCGCGAGUUCCUGCAACUGGGCUGGGACGUGCUGCUGAGCGACGUGGAUAUUGCGACGCUGCAGAACCCCUUUGACCACCUGUACCGCGACAGCGACGUGGAGGGAAUGACAGAUGGGUUUGACCCGCCCACAGCCUAUGGCGAGAUCUACGGCAUCGAUGACGCCACCAUGGGGUGGAGCCGCUACGCGCAGGGCACGCGCCACAUGGCCUUCAACUCGGGCCUCUUCUUCAUCAGGGCCAACGACAAGACAAUCGACCUGCUGACGCGCAUCGCAGAUCGGCUGGCCAAGGAGUCAGACUGGGACCAGAGUGUAUGGAAUGAGUUUAUCUUCUUCUUGUCGCACGGGGACUACAAGUCGCCGCAGGUGCGGCUUGCGCCGCAGUUCAUGAACACCAAGGUGCUGUUCAAGCAGGUCCGGCACAUGCCAAAGGACCAGCAGCCCAAGCCGGUGAUGCACUCCAAUUACCAUCCAGACAAGCCAGAGAGAAUCAGGGCCAUCAUCGAUUAUUACUUGAAGGGGGACGAGCAUGCCCUUGAGUCCUUUCCUGGCGGCAGU